Messenger RNA from Oryzias melastigma (Indian medaka), 3530 nucleotides. It is a transcript of the gene hif1aa, whose product is annotated as hypoxia inducible factor 1 subunit alpha a. Gene Ontology annotation, cellular component: cytoplasm; nucleus; transcription regulator complex. The transcript is spliced from 15 exons. The record is from RefSeq and is a predicted model, not a curated record. Lineage: Eukaryota; Metazoa; Chordata; Actinopteri; Beloniformes; Adrianichthyidae. Gene Ontology annotation, molecular function: RNA polymerase II transcription regulatory region sequence-specific DNA binding; DNA-binding transcription factor activity, RNA polymerase II-specific; protein dimerization activity. The coding region runs from base 316 to 2562 and encodes 748 amino acids. Gene Ontology annotation, biological process: cellular response to hypoxia; regulation of transcription by RNA polymerase II.
CGUGAUUGCGCGCUCCCGGGGAGGGAGCAGGAGGAGGAGUCAACGAUCCUCCGCGAGGCAACAUUGUCUUAGCAAGAAGAGCGUCUCCUGCGUGGCACAUUUUUUUUUAAACCCUCACGGAAAGUAUACCGAAUAGCCCAAUUCAAGCCAUCGAGAGUUUGAUUUAUCCAACAAAGGAUAUUUACCGAGAAUUCUUAUGUAACCCACUUGAGAGUGAACGGAUUAACAUUGAGGGAUCGUGGUUCAUUUCCUGACUGCGAACGGAUACAGCUUUACACCGAUAGAGAGGCUAAACUCAAGUCCCUUCGUCCUGACAUGGACACAGGAUUCGUACCCGAAAAGAAAAGAGUGAGUUCAGAGCGGAGGAAGGAGAAAUCCAGGGAUGCAGCGAGAUGCCGGCGUGGGAAGGAGUCGGAGGUGUUUUACGAGCUGGCCACGCUGCUGCCGCUCCCUCACAGCGUCAGCUCCAGCCUGGACAAAGCUUCAGUCAUGAGACUCACCAUAAGUUACCUGCGUAUGAGAAAACUACUGGGCUCCGAUGAGCCUAAACAAGAAGAGGAAACCGAGCUGGAUAUGAAGUUCAACAGUUCCUACCUUAAGGCUCUGGACGGUUUUCUCAUGGUGCUGUCUGAAGACGGAGAUAUAAUCUAUCUCUCAGAGAAUGUCAACAAGUGCCUUGGACUGGCGCAGUUUGAUCUGACCGGGCAAAAUGUGUUUGACUACACACAUCCCUGUGACCAGGAGGAGCUGAGGGAAAUGUUGGUGUACAGAACAGGCUCCAAGAAAGCAAAAGAACCAAAUUCAGAGCGCAGCUUCUUCCUCCGAAUGAAGUGCACGCUCACUAGCAGAGGCCGCACCGUCAACGUCAAGUCAGCUACAUGGAAGGUGCUUCACUGCUCGGGUCACGUGCACGUUAACGGCGUCCAAGCUGAGCAGAACAGUAACGGACAAAAGGAGCCUCCUGUGCCGUACCUGGUUCUGAUCUGUGAUCCAAUCCCCCACCCCUCCAACAUCGAAGUCCCUCUGGACACCAAGACCUUCCUCAGCCGCCACACCAUGGACAUGAAGUUCACAUACUGUGAUGAGAGGAUCACUGAGCUCAUGGGUUAUGACCCAGAAGACCUGCUAAAUCGUUCUAUUUAUGAGUACUACCACGCUCUGGACUCGGACCAUCUCACUAAAACUCACCACAACUUGUUUGCUAAAGGCCAGGUCUGCACGGGUAGAUACCGGAUGUUGGCGAAGAGCGGAGGCUUUGUGUGGGUCGAAACACAAGCCACAGUUAUCUACAACAACAAGAACUCUCAGCCGCAGUGUGUUGUUUGUGUCAACUUUGUGCUCAGUGGAAUCCAGGAAGAGAAGCUGAUUAUGUCUCUGGAUCAGAUUGAGGAUGUGAAAUCGGUGAAAGAGGAGCCGCAGGAGGCAGACGAAGCUGCAGCUGAGAGCGAUGAGACGGCCUCACCAAAGCCAGAAAACGGACCAGAGCAAGAACUGAUAAAGCACUUUAAAAAGAUGGCGCAGUCAGAACCGUUUGACACACUGUAUGACCAGCUGAAGGAGGAGCCCGAGGCCCUCACCCUGCUCGCUCCAGCAGCUGGAGACACAAUCAUCUCUCUGGAUUUUAGCCAGCCUGAACCAGAACCAGAGAUCCACUUGCUGAAGGACGCUCCUCUCUACAAUGAUGUAAUGCUGCUUUCCACAAGUGACAAGCUGGCUCUGCCUCUGUCCCCUCUGCCGCCCAGCGAGGCUCUCAGUCUGUCCAACACACCUGAGGAGGUUAAACCUGAGAGUCCCACCGCAGCCCCUCCCAGCACGCUGAUCCCUGACAGUCCGCCGCAGACCGACAGUUCGAUAGACUUUUGCUUCCCCAUGGAUUCAGAAGAGAACUCUGAAUUCAAACUGGACCUGGUGGAGAAGAUGUUUGCCAUCGACACCGAAUCCAAAACCCCCUUCAACACACAGGACUUGGAUCUGGAGAUGUUGGCUCCCUACAUCUCCAUGGACGAUGAUUUCCAGCUGCCUUGUGUCACCGUAGAGGAGCCACAGCCCUCUGGACCAGUCAAACUCCUGAAACCCUCCCCGGUUUGUGUUACAAAAGACGCCCUCAGCUAUCCCACCCCCCAGCUAAACCCGCUCAGCGGUUGCACGGCCUCUCCAGGACCGCCUGACACUGCCGGCACCCCGUCUCUGCCCGCCGAGACACCGAAGAGAGCUGGAAACCUGGAGAAAGAUGUCCACCCCUGCAGUCCUGCUGCUCCAAACACGCAGCGUAAAAGAAAACUGAGUGAUCUAAUGGAGAUCAUUGAACAGGGACCUUUGCCCAAGGAGUUGGAGAAGGGCAAAAAACUAAAACCAUCGGAGCUGGGAACAACUAGGACUGUCCUUUUGGUACCUUCAGAUUUGGCGAGUCGACUUCUUGGCACCACUUCAGAGAGCUCCAGUUCUCCCUUCACUCUGCCGCAGCUCACUCGCUACGACUGCGAGGUAAACGCCCCUUUACAAGGUCGCCAGUACCUCCUGCAGGGGGAGGAGCUACUGCGGGCAUUGGACCAUGUCAUCUGAGUCAGUGUUUCACUGCUGGACUAUACUGGACACUACAAUUAGUCCCUGACAUUUUCAUCCGCCCUCUUCCUUCCCUCAAUCCCACACUUCCUUAUUUAUGUAUCCGUACGAGUUCGACUGUAGUCUGGCUGCUGUCUGUGCACAUCGUGUGAUAUUUGCAGCAUUCCACCAAGACAAAACACCACGGCAGCAGUUUGGGUUCUUAUUUUUUUAAUUUGUUUCGGUGCGAGGGAUUCGAGCAUCAUGGGAUUCCCUGUCGUAGUUCUUGGUUCGUUCUGUUUCUCCCUCUUCCUGGGGGGGUUCUCUCAGCACACAGCGCCUUGACAGAUGACCCGUCUGCAACAGGUCACCAUAGAACCUGGCGCUACUGCCAGCAGUGUAUUGUAAGCUUCAGUCGCACAAUUUCUAUUUUCUUAAAGAAAAAAAAAUACUACCAGCAAUAUAUAUUAAGCCUUUUUAACGUAGUUUUAAUGGGAUAUAAACAGUUUUAUUUUUUCUUCCCAUACUUGUAUGUUGUAGUACUCGUACCUAACGGAUGUCUUUAGUCCAGAACGAUGCGGCUUAAACCUAAAGUGGGUUGAAUGUUUCCAUUUAAUGGCUGUCUUUGAUCUAAACACAACUGUGUAGCAAUCUAGUACAAGUCACUUUAUUAUUUUACUGUGUGUUACUGUACAUAUACCAGGGAAAUUUGUUCCGUGUGACUUCACAGUUUGAAGUUCUUAUCUCAUGCAGGAUUGACUUAUAUUUUUUUUAAAAACAUGAAUUAGAUUCAUGAUGUUAAUCAUGUGUGACAUUCUCAAAGCGGUCAGUUCUAAUCAUAUUUUGCUCAUCCUAACAUUUGUGACUUGUCAGGCUUUCUCACUUCAAUGGUAGUCCAUUUAAUACCGUUUCUUCUCGCCGUAGUGUUGAGUCUCUAAUGCUACUUUUGCUGUUUAACAAUAAAUGGCUUUAAAAGAAAAAUAAGAAAA